Molecule: messenger RNA, 1188 nt
Organism: Psilocybe cubensis
Lineage: Eukaryota; Fungi; Basidiomycota; Agaricomycetes; Agaricales; Agrocybaceae
Exons: 4
Coding region: 1-1188 (395 amino acids)
Molecular function (GO): FAD binding
Source: RefSeq, a predicted model, not a curated record
AUGAGGCCAGCUAUUCUUCGUUCAACAUCCUCUUCUCUGACUAUCCUCUGGGGAACAGCAAUCUGCUGUAUACUCAGCAGUAUCCAGCCAGCUCAUGGAGAUCUUAUAUCCGACCUCACUUCGAAAAGCAAUUUUACAGUGCUCACGCCUUCCAGUCCGGGUUAUGCAAAUGCUAGCACGGCAUUCAACCUGAGAUUUACAUUUAAGCCUGCUGCCGUUGCCUAUCCCACCACACCUCAGCAAAUAUCAACCAUCUUGUCGUUGACUACCAAGUAUAAUCACCAGGCCGUCGCUCGAUCCGGAGGUCACAGUUAUAUUGCCAAUGGUCUUGGUGGUAAAGACGGAGUCGUCGUCGUCGACAUGAGCAAUUUCAAAACUGUAACUGUCGACUCCCAGACCAAGGUGGCGAGCAUUGGCGUAGGAAAUCGAUUAGGGGACGUCGCUUUGGCCCUUAACGCGCAUGGAAGAGCGUUGCCGCAUGGGACUUGCCCAUAUGUAGGUGUUGGCGGGCAUUCUGGCCACGGUGGAUAUGGGUUUACCUCACGAAAAUGGGGGCUCACUUUGGAUACUAUCCAAGCCAUUGAUGUUGUACUCGCCGACGGGACAAUUCUCAACGGUGUCUCUAACUCGAAGCAUUCCGAUUUAUUCUGGGCCCUUCGCGGUUCCUCCUCGUCAUUCGGAAUAGUGACCACAAUUCAUACCAACACCUUUGCAGCACCUCCUUCUACUACUUCCUUUGAGUAUCAAUGGGAUUUCAGUGUAUCUGAAGCCGUAGCUGCGACGGCCGCCUUCCAAGCCUACGUUGUCUCACCUAACCUUCCGCAAGAAAUGGGGUCGGAAAUUGUCCUCGGUGCUGGCUCCUCCAAAGGGCGCAUCUCAUUUGGUUUGACGGGCGGAUGGUACGCUCCGGCAGAUCAAUACGAUGCUGCUCUUCAGCCGUACCUCAAAAAUUUGCCAAAGCCGCAAAGUGCUACGGUGAUCAAUGGAAGUUAUAUUGAUAGCGUACAGUUCUUCGGUGGAAUUGGACGACUCAAUACGACGGGAAUUCCUGAUGGACAUGAUACUUUCUACGCAAAAUCUCUAAUGACACCCGAAAGCGCCCCAAUGUCAAACAAAUCUCUCACCGCAUUUUACACAUAUCUCGCAAAUGAAGGUUUCACGGCUAAUACGGCAAGUUUACAAAAUUAA